AUGAACGUUGAACUAUCACCGCGCUCGGUACGCUUCUCCAACGGCACCGCCGCUGAAGACUUUGACUCUUCCAAAGCACCUAGAGUCAUGGAGCGACCGUAUGUGCCGUCAAAUGAUUCCGCCGGCUCGCUGCAAUCCGUGGACACCCAAGGUUCUACCCAUCCUGGAGUCGACGCGAGAACCACCUACGCGGCAUCUGUUCCGGCGCCUGAUACUCGGCCUCCACUGACCGGUGUCAAUGCCAAUUCGAAUCUGCACAGCUAUCGAGCUGGUGGAGAUGCGAAUGGGGCGUAUGGCAGGAAUGAAGUGUCGUUUCCUCCAGGCGCCACCUACAACAGCCCGAAUGCCAGGCCCCAGAGGCCAACAGGACCAGCGCGGACACCAUCGAAUACCUAUGCACCGGCACGCCGCCCUCCACAACCGCCGUAUAUCUCAAUAUCCGAUCGAAAUCGAUCUGGAUCUACGUCCAGAUUCAGACUGCAGGAUCCAAACGCCUCGUAUCGCGCACAGGAGAAGGCAUAUGUACAACGCCUUAGACAAGACCAACCCUUCGAAUAUUUCGAACCAUACACCCCUAGUGUUGGAUAUGGAACUGGAUCUGACACGGAGGACGAGUCUCCCUCAGACCUACAAUUUGACGCAGAUUCAUAUGAUCAAGAGACCCUUCUUUUCUACGGGAACGAUGAUAUCCAGGCUACAUCAGAGGAUCUUCAGGACCCGUCAAAACGAGAACGGCUCGAGUGGCAUGGCAUGUUGGCAUCCGUCUUAACGGGAGACGUAGUGCGGCAGGAGAAGAAACGAUUGAUAGGGGCAUCAGACAAGCAAGAGGAAAACCUUCACACCGAGAUAUGGAUGGGAAUACGCUCCAAGAUAUGUGGCCGGACGUUAGCCGCACAGCGACGGAUUGUAGAGGAUUCGCGGUCGACCCUUGAUAAUGUACUAGAUGAAAUCAUCAAGUUUCAGGUACAGGGCACGAGUGAGGCUGGCAAACCUCCUAUAGAUCAGGUGCGAGAUAUUGUGAAGAAGAUCGACAAAUGCGAAAGCCUCUACCCGACGCGCACAGCUCUUGAGGCCGCCAACAAAUUUGCUGCAUCUCCUCAAUACCAAGCGACGUAUAAUGCUGUCAUGGCCUGGCACAAUACUACAGAACUUAUCAAUACCAAACUUGGAAUCUUGCAAAACUGGGUGGGAAACCCUGAGUUGGAUUUCAAUAAAGCGAAAGAGCGGUCUCCAUCCGGAAACGGCCUGUCUGACGAAGCCUCGUUUGUAGAUAGGCUUCUAAAAGAGGACGGGCUUAAGUCUCUACAAGGCGACAAGAGCAUCCUUAUUGGUGUUUCUAGUGUCAUCAAGAAGGCUAAGAGUACGCUGAUCGAGAACUCUGAAGGUUUUGCAAGGCGGCAUCUCCCACCGUACAUCGAGGAGUUACUUACACUCAUCAACUUUCCAUCCCGGCUAAUCGAAGAAAUCAUCAAAGUGCGGGUACAAUUUGCCAGGAAGAUGAAAGAUUCAGCCCAGCAAAGUGCUAUGAUGCAGGAACAGAUGAUUUCUCAAUUUCAGAUUCUGCUAAAACUUGCAAUACGGAUCAAGCUGGAGUAUGUUACCAUCUCUCAGCCAGAACCAGGUUGGGACCUCCCACCAUGCAUCGAUGAAUCAUUCGAUCAGGUGGUACUAGAUGCCCUGAAAUUCUACUUCAAAAUGUUAAACUGGAAGCUCGGCAGCAACAGAAAUACAUUCAAGGAGGCCGAAGUGUUAGAGCAGGAAUGGGGUUUCUCAAAUGAGAUUGGGCGCCACCUCCAAGGCGGUGAUGUCGAGGUUGCAGAACAAUUCAGCUCGCUCACCUUUAAGGCAUUCUCCAGAUUGAGCCAGACAUUUGAGCGAGAUCUACAGAGAAGGCCGAAAGAAACUGCCGCAGAAAUGACCAAACGCUACAAACAAAACCUCGACUCUGUCCGCGUCCGCCAACGUAUGUUGCAGCGAUUCUCAAGAGUUCUUAGCGAUCGUUUCGAGAAUGCAACCGAUUUCAGCAUAUCCUUAGGCCAGGACGACUUGCAACACUUAUAUUCUAGGCUCAUCGAAACCGGUCAUUUUCUGGUUUAUACUGCAAGUAUCGAACACGACGGAAUUUUUUUGAUAGCGUCGCCUUCCUUGUACAACCGACCGCAAGAUAUUCAAUCCAUCCUUGGCACAUGCUAUCAUUCGGAAGAGAUUCAAGAAGACCCAAACAAUCCCUAUAUACUCGUUCUUCGCCCCGAGAUUCAGAUGCCAUGGGACGGUCGGCAGGUUGAUGCCGAUAUCCCAAAUCCGUCAACUGAUGUCAAACUUGGACACCUUCGAUUGAUUGCACAUGGCUCUCAAGCCAGACUAGCGAAUGCUAGGCUAGCGUUCCUAGACUCCAUCGAUAUGCAUUUAGAUAUGGUAGUUGAACAACGGUCAAACCUCAAAAAGGUCAAUCUCAGGUUGACAGAGAUCAAAAGAGUCGUCUACAAGCUUUCGGGGUUGAUAAUGGAUAGCGUUGAAAACGUUCGGAAGCAGACCAAGGGGUUAGAGUGUCAUGAGUUGAUUCAGACAUGCUUUGUCUUCGCAACUGAAUUUGGCCAGAGAUCCUUACUCUACAUGGAUAGGAACCGGAAGCAGAUGAACAACUUGAAGCUCACGAAACUGGCCCUAGACUGGGUAAGCUUCAUUUGCGAUGACUGCAUUGCCACUGAUCGGAAGACUUUCCGAUGGGCGGUACAGGCCCUCGAAUUCGCCAUGCUCAUGACCACGGGUCAGCACAUUUUAGCUCUAGGUGAUGACGAGUAUACAAGACUUCGUGCCAAGGUUGCUGGUUGCAUGUCUCUCUUGAUAUCACAUUUUGACAUCAUGGGAGCGAGAUCCACGCUCGCAGCCCAAGCUGAGAAGCAACGCAUGGAGGCACUGGCAGGGCAAUUCAGGAAGAUGGAUAUGCAUCGACUAAUGAAUGAUGAAGAAUCAUCAGGAUAUGUCCUAGCACAGAGGCUUGAGCAACUUGCCAGUCUUGAUGAUUUCAGAAAACAAAAAGAGGCUGAAAGACAAGCGCUCGGCCGAGUCUUGGAGGAAUCGAAUGAAGCUGAUCGCUCACUUACAUUCCUAUCUUCCUCAGCAUCAAAUGUAAAUAUGCGAUGGCAGCAGGGCCAAUUCGUCGGUGGUGGCACAUUUGGAUCCGUUUAUGCCGCCAUCAACCUUGAUUCGGGUCAUUUGAUGGCCGUGAAGGAGAUCCGUCUUCAAGACCCAUCACUCAUACCAACCAUUGCUGGGCAGAUUAGGGACGAGAUGAGCGUACUAGAGGUCUUGGAUCAUCCUAACGUUGUGUCUUAUUAUGGGAUUGAGGUUCAUCGGGACAAGGUAUAUAUCUUUAUGGAGUUUUGCUCGGGCGGAUCUCUAGCUGGACUGCUCGAGCAUGGUCGGAUUGAGGAUGAACAAGUAAUCAUGGUAUACGCGCUUCAACUACUGGAGGGCCUUGGGUAUCUUCAUGAGAGUGGCAUUGUGCAUCGCGAUAUCAAGCCUGAAAAUAUUCUCCUCAACCAUAAUGGCGUCAUCAAAUAUGUUGACUUCGGCGCCGCAAAGGUCAUUGCCCGCCAAGGCAAAACUCUCGUACUUGCUGGCACUGGAGGACCCGGCGGAGAGAGAGUUAAGUCGAUGACCGGAACUCCAAUGUACAUGUCCCCCGAAGUCAUCAAGGGCGAGAACCCUGGACGCGCCGGAGCCGUUGAUAUAUGGUCAUUGGGAUGUGUCAUUCUCGAGAUGGCGACAGGGCGUCGGCCAUGGGCGUCACUCGAUAAUGAGUGGGCCAUCAUGUACAACAUUGCGCAGGGCAACCCGCCACAGCUGCCGUCGCCGGACCAACUCAGUCCGCAAGGCCUCGACUUCCUCAAGAAAUGCUUUAUGCGGGAUCCGAACAUGCGUGCCACGGCAGCGGAAUUGCUCCAACAUGAAUGGAUCAUGGCCAUCAAAUCGCAAGUCUCGAUUGAACCUGGGACUCCUAGCGACAGCGGGUCAUCGACACACUCUAGAGGCCCCCUGGGAUAA
Messenger RNA from Venustampulla echinocandica, 4047 nucleotides. Its product is annotated as Protein kinase-like (PK-like). Gene Ontology annotation, molecular function: MAP kinase kinase kinase activity; ATP binding. Bases 1 to 4047 code for a protein of 1348 amino acids. The transcript is spliced from 2 exons. The record is from RefSeq and is a predicted model, not a curated record. Gene Ontology annotation, cellular component: cytoplasm. Gene Ontology annotation, biological process: protein phosphorylation; stress-activated MAPK cascade. Lineage: Eukaryota; Fungi; Ascomycota; Leotiomycetes; Helotiales; Pleuroascaceae.